AGUGCAGCACAACCCUUGACACUCAACAUUCCCACAAUGGCACUCCGUUUGGCUUUCCUUGCUGCUGCCCUGGCUCUCACUGCAGCCACCAAUGUGCAGGAUUGUGGCUCCACUGCAACCAUCAGGAACUUAAUAAUCACCGACUGUGCUGUUCCUCCCUGCCACUUUGAGCGGGGCACAAAUAUAACAGUGGACAUUGACUUCAAGAACAACGAAGCCAGCAGCAAGCUCACCACCAAGGUCACAGCAACCCUCGCUGGGAUAGAGUUUCCAUGGACAGGAGCUGACCCCAAUGGCUGUGACAACCUCACCAAGGGAAGCUGCCCCCUGGAGGUUGGGGAGGAGAGCCACUACAAAGCCUCAGCUCCUGUUCUCCAGUCAUAUCCAUCUGUGAGCGUCAUUGUUACCUGGAAGCUGGUCGCUGACUCUGGGAAGACUACCAUCUGCUUCACUGUUCCUGUGACUGUCGUCUAGCAGCACUCCUGCCUCUCUACAUAUUACUUUGCCUGUCUGACACAACUGCAAAUAAAUAAAUAUCGUACAAAUAGCAAUAUUCAACCCUAUAAAGGCAUUACUUGCUGAAAUGUAUUAGAUAAUAAUUGAUGAUCUUUUCAAUAUUACUUGAAUGAAUAAAACUUUAGUACAUUUUGAAUAA
Molecule: messenger RNA, 655 nt
Organism: Portunus trituberculatus (swimming crab)
Lineage: Eukaryota; Metazoa; Arthropoda; Malacostraca; Decapoda; Portunidae
Product: NPC intracellular cholesterol transporter 2 homolog a-like
Exons: 4
Coding region: 37-474 (145 amino acids)
Biological process (GO): sterol transport
Molecular function (GO): sterol binding
Source: RefSeq, a predicted model, not a curated record